AUGACCCACAUCACGGAUAAGAAUGACAACUUGAUCGUCCAGAAGAUUAAUCCAGGUCUUCAUAAAGGCGUUUACAGCGGAGAACUUCAACUUUCCAAAGUUACUCCACUUGGCUUCUGGAAAAUUAACGUCGAAACUAAGGAAGAAGCACACUCUGAAACCAUUGAAGUGGCUGAAUAUGUGCUGCCAAAAUACGAAGUGAAAGUUGAACUGCCGAAAAGUUAUUUGGUGUACGAGAGUGGCUAUAACGAUGACGUUCAGAAUAUUUCAUCAAAACAGGAGGACUUGAGAGCAACAGUUACUGCAAAAUACACUUACGGUGAGCCAGUGAAAGGUGUUGCAUUAAUUUCGUUCAAACUGAGGGCAGUGAGGUACAAGAAGUCCGAUCAUAUCCCAUCCAUCAACAAGAUGAUUCAGUUAACUGACGGCAAAGCUGAUGUGUCGGUUUCGUACAAGGAUCUGUUGAACCUCUUCCCAUGCUCUGAUUCGUUUAACCGUCUCUUGUACCAGACCAUAGAAGUAGAAGCUUUCAUAACUGAGCAGCUCAAGUUAUCUCACAACGAGUUACCCAACCCCAUGCUUAAAGACCUCAAAUAUUUCAACGGAACUUUCAAAAAAAUUCCUGUUAGCGUUACCUUCCAUGUUAGAAACUAUUCAUCAUCGUUGGAGAAGAGCUACAUGACCGAAUUCAACGAACUUGGUGAGGCCGUCAUUUCGCUUGAUAUCGACAAAAACAUCAAAAGCCUAUCCCUCAAUGCCAAAUAUAAAGAUGAUGUUCUGGACACGUUUUUGUACGCUUCUCAUUAUGCUUCUGAGUUUGCAAACAGAGAUAGAAAGUUCUUACAACUCUCCGCUAAAGUUCUUGACGAUGUUUUAAAACCUGACAAAAACACAACAUUCAUCGUGCGAACCACUGAGCCAAUAAAAUACUUUUUCUAUCAAAUUCUGUCAAAAGGUUUUAUAAGCCAAGCAAAAGUUGUGAAAAGUGACAAAGCUUCAUCUCUGCACGAGUUUACGAUAGUUCCCUCCAAACAACUUGCAUUGGAACUGGCUCCUCGCGUCAAGAUUCUUGCCUACUACGUUAACACCAAGGAUGAAGUGGUGGCAGAUGCAAUGACUGUUAACGUCGAAGAUUACCUCGUUAACAAGCUCAGCAUAGCAUUUGAUAAAAAUUCCACGAGUCCCUCCAAGCCAAUCGUUUUGAAUGUGGAAGCUGAGAAAGAUUCGUUCGUUGGCAUCGCAGCCGUCGACAAAAGUGUCUUGUUGCUACAUGCGCCUACACAAUUAUCCAAACUGAAAUAUAUGUUGGACUACACCUUAAAUCCGUGCAGGACUAUUAUUAGAUAA
Molecule: messenger RNA, 1347 nt
Organism: Helobdella robusta
Lineage: Eukaryota; Metazoa; Annelida; Clitellata; Rhynchobdellida; Glossiphoniidae
Exons: 13
Coding region: 1-1347 (448 amino acids)
Source: RefSeq, a predicted model, not a curated record